AAUAGGAAACCGUUUGUAUAAUAUAUAUAAAUGUGUGUAAGUAUCAAAGACUGUAGCAGCACGUUGAACUAUAUACGUCAUUACGGCUGCGGUCAAGUUGUCGCUUCAAAUACUUCCAAGCACUCUUUUUCUCCUUUCUUUCGGCAAAGAUAGAAAGAGAAGAGAAAUACAAUUGGGAGCAUUUGUAGCGGCAGCUUGACCGCAACCUACGUUGUUUCAUUGUUUUUGGCGCUAGCUGACAUACGACAUAUGCAUAAAUAAGUAUCACUGAUGAAGAUGAAUCAAUUAAAGGAAAAAACAACACAUGUUGUUGUCCAAUUUAUGGUAGAUACGCAGUCAUCAUCUGGUAGCAAGAAGUCGAUAGACUUAGUUCCGCGUACAUGGCUAACACGAUGCACAAAUAAGUGGAUGUGUUACUUCCCAGAGAAAAAAGAUUGGCCCAAGGUCGACAGAUGGGCAAGAAUAUUAAAAAGUGUAGAAAAAGAUUGGAAGUUAUGGGAAGUGGUAAUACUAAAAGAAGCAGCUAAUUAUGAUCAGGGCAAACGUCGAUUGGAGAAAGCUUAUAUGAAUUUAACUGUAGAAACUAGUACUGCCGAAGACACUGAUAAAGAGGAAAAAGAUACUGGAAUUGUAAUUCUCGGAAAGGAUGAUUCACUAGCUGAACUGAAUAAUAUACCACUUCACGUUCCAGUAUUAAAAAGUAAUUAUUAAAUAUUUUAUUAAACAUGUAUAAAAUAUGAAUAUAAUAUAUGAAUGGUGCCCAUAAACACAAUAAUACUUUCUCUAAUAUUCUUAAACUUUCUUGUACAAAAUUAUAUUAAUCCGUAAUAUAAUCACCUUUAUCAAUUACAGUUCUCCACCUUUGUUGUGUGUUGUGAAUUUCUUAUUUAUAAAAAUAACUAGUUUUGAAGUAACAUUGUAGAAAUAUUUAGCUCUU
This is a messenger RNA of Vollenhovia emeryi, 937 nucleotides long. RefSeq lists its product as uncharacterized. NCBI's taxonomy places the organism in Eukaryota, Metazoa, Arthropoda, Insecta, Hymenoptera, Formicidae. The transcript is spliced from 3 exons. Bases 271 to 711 code for a protein of 146 amino acids. The record is from RefSeq and is a predicted model, not a curated record.